Molecule: messenger RNA, 1911 nt
Organism: Phialemonium atrogriseum
Lineage: Eukaryota; Fungi; Ascomycota; Sordariomycetes; Cephalothecales; Cephalothecaceae
Product: fungal-specific transcription factor domain-containing protein
Exons: 2
Coding region: 1-1911 (636 amino acids)
Biological process (GO): regulation of DNA-templated transcription
Molecular function (GO): DNA-binding transcription factor activity, RNA polymerase II-specific; zinc ion binding
Source: RefSeq, a predicted model, not a curated record
AUGACCGCUGUCAGCGCCGAGCUCACAUGCCCCAUGGCUGCCAAAGCUAGAAGUGCCGGGGGCUGCUGGACAUGCCGCCUUCGAAGGAAGAAAUGCGACGAGGGCCACCCGAUCUGCGGCAUUUGCGCCGGCCUCGAAAUCGAAUGCCUGUACAGCGACACUAAGCCAGAUUGGAUGGACGGCGCUGAGAAACAGAAGGAAAAGGCCGGCCAUGUUAAGGCCCAAGUCAAGGCCCAGGCCAAGCACCAUGCCCGUGUCCGCGGGGAGAAACAUACUCUCCAAACCCAAGAGAGCCAGGGGGACCACGCCGCCAGCGACGACGCAGUCGCCACUCCACCAUCCACCGGUGGCCCGGCGUCAUCGUCGGGCGCAUCUACUUCCAACGGGACGCCGUAUGGCUCUGGAACUGACUCGUGGAUGCCAGACACGGCGAUGACCGGCCUAACUCCCGACUCGCUCUUCGGUCUGACUCUCGGAGCCAAUUCUUUCGCGGCGAUGGGCACAUCAACCUCAUCAACCGCAAGCAUGCCGAACGAGUCUGAGUUCAGUCUCAUCAUGCUCUACCUGGAUUACCUUUUCCCCUUUCUGAAUCCCUUCUAUACCCCGCGUCUUCUUGACGGCGGGAGGGGUUGGCUUCUGGUGGUGCUCAUGCGCAACAAAGCCCUCUUCCACACCGCGCUGAGUCUGGCGACUUAUGUAUUCUCGGUCGCUCUCUACCACGACGAGGGGUCGCCCCAGCAAUGCAAGAACCACAGCAGCGAAGAGCUUCCAAAACAGCAAGAGCUGUCGAUGAGGGAGCUCCAGGCAGACAUACAAGAGCUCAACAGGCGGGGCGUUAAGGGGUACAUGAAGGAAAGCACCCAGGUCAUGAGCAGCAUUGUUCAGCUACUGUUAUUUGAAGUGGCCGUUGGCAACACCGGAAACUGGCAGAUCCAUCUAGACGCCUCUUCGGCCUUGUUCGAACAGAUAAUGGAACACCAUGGCAGCACCGAGGACGGCUUCCCUUGCUGGCAUCUACUCCUCAUUCAUCUGGGAAACGGGGCUACAACGCGCACCUUGUUGACUCAGAAUAUUCCCUGGAACGCAGACCAGGCCUCACUACGCUAUUUCACCGCUAGCAUCCUCUUCUUCGAUGUCCUCUCCGCCACGGCGCUGGAACAACCUCCCCGCUUGCAGAAAUACCACCAACACCUCCUCACCACUCCGGAGCACAGUUGUGUGGAGGACGACACCCACCUACCGUCACACCCCCACCUAGACAUGGCCGAGUUCUUCGGCCUUGAAAACUGGAUUAUCCUCUCCAUCAGCUCCAUCGCCGUCCUAGACGCCUGGAAGAAGGACAUGAUGCGAUCCAACUCCCUGUCCAUGGCACAGCUCGUCACCCGCGCCUCCUCCAUAGAGCUUGGCCUGCGCUCCCGCAUCCCGACCCUUGAUCAGUCGCCCAGCCGCCCGCCCCCCGACGCCCUCGACCCGCUCUUGGAGUCCUGCCGCCGGCGCCUGGCCGCCACCGCGGCCGCCAGCACCAGGGCUGCGACGGCGCGCGUCUGGGCCUACGCCGCCCUGACCUACCUCGCCGUCGUCGUCAACGGCUGGCAGCCGCGCGGGGCCGAGAUCCGCGAGUCGGUCGCCCUCACCUUGUCCACGCUGAGGGACCUGCCCUCGCCGGCGAGCCUGCGGACCGUGGUCUGGCCGCUCUGCGUCACAGGAUGCGUCGCGGGCGAGGAGGAGCGCGACUCCAUACGUGAAAUGGUCGCCGCCAUGGGCCCCGUGAAGGCGUUUGGGACCAUGACGGAGGCGAUGGCGAUCAUGGAAGCGCUGUGGGCGGAUGGGGGCGGGAUGGGGGACGGGGCGGGUGGCUGGGAUGUCGCGGCUUGCCUGAGAAGUCUGGGGCAUCCUGCGCUGCUUAUAUGA